This is a messenger RNA of Durotheca rogersii, 1851 nucleotides long. Its product is annotated as PhoD-like phosphatase-domain-containing protein. The transcript is spliced from 12 exons. The record is from RefSeq and is a predicted model, not a curated record. Lineage: Eukaryota; Fungi; Ascomycota; Sordariomycetes; Xylariales; Xylariaceae. Bases 1 to 1851 code for a protein of 616 amino acids.
AUGCCGAGCUUGGUAGCGCUCGGCCUUGCCGCUGAGCUCCUAGCUAUUCACGUCGCUGCGACAUUCGAAGGGAAUCUCAACUAUGACAGUCCUUCUCGUCGGCACGCUGGUCUCGGCAUUGACGUACCCCAUGUCUCUAGGCGCAGCCUUAAGCGCAACGCCGUCCCAUACCAGGCAGAGGAGCUAGACUUCACCCAUGGCAUAGCAUCGGGGGAUCCAUACCCCAACAGCGUUGUCCUUUGGACUCGGGUCGCACCGUCCCUUGCGUCAGAUCCCAGCAAUAUCACAGUCGAAGGUCCUGUGCCAAUGUACAGCCACGACACGGAGCAGUACAUCAGGGAGGACCCAAGCCCUAUCUGUGCCGAGUGGAAAGUCACCGCAAGCAAAAGCCAAGACGUCGUGUCAAGCGGCGAAGCCUACACAACUAGCGACAUUGAUUAUACUCUUAAGGUCGAGGCGACGGGUUUGCAGCCUUUCACGACGUACAGCUACCAAUUUACCAUAUGCGGGUCGAAUAAGACCAGCCCCGUAGGAAGAACGAAGACCGCGCCUGCGGCGGAUGCGGACGUCCCGGAGAUAAAACUCGCCGUCUUCUCAUGUAGCAACUAUCCCAACGGUUACUUUAACGCCUACGGCAAUGCCGCACGCAAGGAUGAGCAGGACUAUAUAGUGCAUCUGGGAGACUACAUCUACGAAGGAGCUGCCGGGGGCGAACGAGCUCACGCUCCGCCAAGACUUCUGUUCAGUUUACAUGACUACAGAACUCGUCACGGACAGUAUCGGACGGAUCCAGACCUGCAGCUUGCCUCUCGGAACUUCGCCUGGAUCGCAACUUGGGACGAUCACGAGGUUUCUAAUAACGGAUACCGCGACGGAUCAAGUGGCUUGAAUAACACCGAGGCGUCCUUCCUGAACAAUGGGAGGGUCAGUGUGGACCAGCGCAAGCUGAACGCCGUCAGAGCGUACUUCGAGUGGAUGCCCAUCCGCCAAGUGGACCUCGACGACAACCUGCGAAUAUGGAGGUCAUUCCAGAUGGGAAAACUUCUGGAUCUGAUCAUCCUCGACACGCGCAAUUACGACCGAAGCAUUACUUCGCUAGGGUGGAACGACGAGUACAUCGACCUCAUCCGUGAUGACGCCUCGCGCUCUCUGAUGGGCUCGCACCAGGAGAAUUGGUUCUACAACCAGCUGUCCAAGUCAUCCGACCGAGGCGCGACUUGGCGCAUCGUUGGCAACCAGAUCGUGUUCUCGCACAUCGUCGAGUCGUACGGUCUGAGCGGCGACAACUGGAAUGGAUACGUUGCGAAUAGGAACCGGACGUUGAAGCACCUCUAUGACAAUUCCAUCAGCAACACCGUCUUCCUCGCCGGCGACAGCCACCAGAACUGGGUAUCGGACCUAGUCUGGCUAGGCGAGAAGCCGUACGACCCGGAGACGGGCGACGGGGCGGUCGGGGUCGAGUUCGCCGGGACGGCGGUCAGCUCGACGGGGUACCGGGCGUCGAUCGCGCGGGCGCGGACGGAGGCGCAGUACCGGGUGGGCAACAACAGCGUGCUGCAGUGGCAGGACGGAUACUACCGCGGCUACUUCCUGCUGUCGCUGUCGCCCGACAGGCUCGAGGCGCGCUACUACGGCUCGCCGAGCGUGGCGACGCGGAACUCGUGGGAUCUGCCCCUCGCGAACUUUACCGUCGUCGCCGGCGAGAGCAAGCUCGCUCGCCCCGUCGCCGGGGGCUCUGUCGAAGCUGGGUUCCUAAGGGGGGGCCAGACCGAGCCGACGAACAUCACAUUGAAUACGGACACCCGGGAAUGGGGUGUGGUCGGCUUCGAAAAGAUGUACCUCGACACGUAG